AUGAAUGAACUCUAUCAUCCAAAUGGUUUAUGCGUUGAUAAUGAUCAAACUAUCUACAUUGCUGAUUGCGGGAAUCAUCGCAUUAUUGAACAGAAACAUGGUGCGACGACUGGUCGAGUUGUAGCCGGUGGAAAUGGAAAAGUAAAUCGUUCUGAUCAGUUGCGCUGGCCGACAGAUGUGAUUAUUGAUAAAGAAAAAGAUAGUCUCAUCAUUUGUGAUUAUGGUAAUAAAAGAGUAGUUCGAUGGCCUCGUCAAAAUGGUACAAGAGGAGAAACGAUCAUCUCAAAUGUUGGAUGUUGGGGACUGACAAUGAACCAUGAUGGAUUCCUUUACAUUGUUGAUGAAAAUAAACAUGAGGUUCGACGUUAUCGAAUCGGAGAAAGUCAAGGAAUAGUGGUUGCAGGCGGAAAUGGACCAGGAAAACGUCUCGAUCAGCUGCAUUAUCCGUCAUACGUAUUCGUUGAUCAAGAUCAUUCAGUGUACAUAUCGGACAUGGAAAAUCAUCGUGUGAUGAAAUGGAUGAAAGGUGCGAAACAAGGUAUUGUUGUGGCUGGUGGUCAAGGUCGAGGAAAUAGUCCUACACAAUUAUCAAAUCCUUAUGGAAUAAUCGUGGAUCAGUCAGGUACUGUCUAUGUAGCUGAUAGUGAGAAUAGUCGAAUAAUGCGUUGGUCUCAAGGAGCCAUGCAAGGAAGUCUAAUCGUUGGUGAAAAUGGUCAAGGAAGUCAAUCGAAUCAACUCAAUUGCCAAAGAGGAUUGUCUUUUGAUCGAGAGGGCAAUCUCUACGUAGCCGAUUAUGAAAACCAUCGAGUACAAAAGUUCAAUCUUGAUCGAAGUUGA
This is a messenger RNA of Rotaria sp. Silwood2, 837 nucleotides long. Lineage: Eukaryota; Metazoa; Rotifera; Eurotatoria; Philodinida; Philodinidae. The record is from the annotation of a GenBank genome assembly.